AUGCCAUUUACUAUGGUUUCAAGGUUAUUUUUUUCCUUUUACUUCUUAAAACGUCUCCUUUCACACGGGAUUCCCGUUUGUCUGUCUGUCUUUCUAUCUAUCUAUCUAUCUAUCAUACCUAUCAUAUCUAUCUAUCUAUCUAUCUAUCUAUCUAUCUAUCUACGUGCCUUCUAUCACAUCUGUCUAUCUAUUUAUCUCAGUCUAUCAUAUCUAUCUAUCUAUCUAUCUAUCUAUCUAUCUAUCUAUCUAUCUAUCUUAGUCUGUCAUAUCUAUCUACCUAUCUAUCUAUCUCAGUCUGUCAUAUCUAUCAAUAACUUCAUCUUUUUCUAUCCAUUCAUCUCUUCAUGUUCAUUCUACUGUGACCUUUCCAUGGUUAAUGUCGUUAUAAUAUCUUUCUCUUACCGUCUCUUUCCCCGUCUGUGUUUGGGUGUGUCCGGGCCUGUCUGUAUCAUUGAGGAGACCUAA
Molecule: messenger RNA, 465 nt
Organism: Acanthosepion pharaonis
Lineage: Eukaryota; Metazoa; Mollusca; Cephalopoda; Sepiida; Sepiidae
Source: the annotation of a GenBank genome assembly